UGCUAGAAUAGUAUAGGUGUAGCUACAAACAAAAAUCAUUUCCCUUGGAUAUAUGAAGCUUUAUAUGUAAAAUGCGUUUCAAUAUUUUCCUAAAAACAUUUAAAAACAAAAUUCGAUUCAUAAAAUGAGUGGGUGGCUUGAGAAUGAAUUGUCCUGUGAACCACCACUACCAGGUGAUAAUUGUUGGUGCUGGCAUGGCGGGCAUCGGAGCUGCGCUUAUGUUAUACGAGAACGGGUACAAAGAUAUAAAAAUAUUAGAAGCUCAAGAAGAAGCAGGAGGAAGAAUAAAAACGGUUCCUAUUCAAAAUGGUUUUAUAGACCUUGGUGCUCAAUGGAUUCACGGUACUAACGAUAAUUGUUUGUAUAGAUUAGCCAAGAAACAUAAAUUGCUUGCUGAUGAAAUGUCAGAGGAAGGCAGUGGAUUAUAUAUAAGAGACGAUGGGUUUGUGUUUGAUUCCGCUCUAGUUAAUGAAGUAAACUUUGAAUUAAGAAAAAUUACUCUCGAAUGCGAAAAAUUUGUGAACGAAGGGAGUUUUCCUACUUCCGUUGGGAACUUCAUACAAGAAAAGUUCGAAGCGUAUAUCGAACGCGGUGCGAGCGCUUUGGAAAUGAAAAAAGAAUUAUACGAUUGGCACAUUAAAUUUUUGUUAGUAGACAAUUCGUGUUGCAGCCUACAAGACCUAUCCGCUAAAGAAUGGGGAAGGUACAUUACCGGACCGGAGCAUGUAAAUCUAAAAAAUGGCUAUAAAUCAUUGGUCGACCUAUUAAUUUCGAUGUUGCCGACCGAAGUAUUCAAGUAUAAUUCGUCGGUUUCCAAAGUAUGCUGGUCAAAGGAUAAGGAUUAUGCAAGACUGCAUUGUGUAAACGGAGAAGUGUAUGACUGCGAUCAUGUAAUCGUUACUCUCUCCUUAGGCUUCCUAAAACAUUCACCAAAUUUCUUCCAACCGCAACUACCAUGUAGAUUAAGCGUAACAAUAAGUUCAAUGGGAUUCUAUGGUAUAGCCAAAAUAUUUUUGAUAUACGACGAUAAGUGGUGGAAUACUAAUGGAUUUCAAAUAGUUUGGAGAAGAAAUACCAAAUUACAUAAAAGUAGAAAUUGGAUUAGAUACAUCACAGGUUUCGAUGUAGUAUACAACCAACCCAAUGUACUGUUGGGAUGGGUGAGUGGAGAAGGUGUUCCGGCCAUGGAAGAGCUAAGUGAAGCUGACGUUGGUAAACAUUGUACGGAAUUACUUGAAAUGAUUUUAAAUAAAUCAGUGCCAAAUCCGUCAAAAGUUAUCAGAACAAAGUGGAUGUCGUCUCCGUGGAUUCGAGGUGGAUAUUGUCACAUAACACCACAAUGCGAUAAGACUAAGACAGGACCCUUGACGCUAUCUGAGCCUGUCUUUGUGGGAGAUGUGCCGCGAAUACUUUUAGCUGGGGAAGCGUGUAAUGCGAAACAUUUCUCUACAACGCACGGCGCUUUCGAAUCUGGACAAAUACAAGCACAAAGGAUAUUAGAUUAUUUGAAAUAACAUUGGAGGAUCGAUAACUAUUCUUCCAAAUAUUGCUCAAACUUUUAUUUAAGUAUUUGAUUUGAUAUACAAUGAUUG
Messenger RNA from Photinus pyralis (common eastern firefly), 1592 nucleotides. Its product is annotated as spermine oxidase-like. The record is from RefSeq and is a predicted model, not a curated record. Gene Ontology annotation, molecular function: polyamine oxidase activity. The transcript is spliced from 3 exons. NCBI's taxonomy places the organism in Eukaryota, Metazoa, Arthropoda, Insecta, Coleoptera, Lampyridae. The coding region runs from base 144 to 1514 and encodes 456 amino acids.